Molecule: messenger RNA, 1728 nt
Organism: Cebus imitator (Panamanian white-faced capuchin)
Lineage: Eukaryota; Metazoa; Chordata; Mammalia; Primates; Cebidae
Gene: ALDH3A1
Product: aldehyde dehydrogenase 3 family member A1
Exons: 11
Coding region: 130-1491 (453 amino acids)
Biological process (GO): aldehyde metabolic process
Cellular component (GO): cytoplasm
Molecular function (GO): aldehyde dehydrogenase (NAD+) activity
Source: RefSeq, a predicted model, not a curated record
CCUGGGCAGGAACUCCAAAGGAUCAAUGAAGGGUGGUCCUUAAAUACGUGCCCUCUUGGCUCUUGUCAUUCCAGGAGCCCCAGUUACCAGGAGAGGCUGUGUCAAAGGCGCUCCCUGUCCCCGGGCACCAUGAGCCAGAUCAGCGAGACCGUGAGGCGCGCCCGCGCCGCCUUCAACUCGGGCCGGACCCGCCCGCUGCAGUUCCGGAUCCAGCAGCUGGAGGCGCUGCGGCGCAUGAUCCAGGAGCGCGAGCAGGAGCUGGCGGGCGCGCUGGCCGCGGACCUGCACAAGAAUGAGUGGACUGCCUACUAUGAGGAGGUGGUGUAUGUCCUGGAGGAGAUCGAUUACAUGAUCCAGAAGCUCCCCGAGUGGGCCUCGGACAAGCCUGUGGAGAAGACGCCCCAGACUCAGCAGGACGAGCUCUACAUCCACUCGGAGCCGCUAGGUGUGGUCCUGGUCAUCGGCACCUGGAACUACCCCUUCAACCUCACCAUCCAGCCCAUGGUGGGUGCCAUCGCUGCAGGGAACGCGGUGGUCCUCAAGCCCUCGGAGCUGAGUGAGAACAUGGCGAGCCUGCUGGCUACCAUCAUCCCCCAGUACCUGGACAAGGAUCUGUACCCAGUAAUCAACGGGGGUGUCCCUGAGACCACGGAGCUGCUCAAGGAGAGGUUCGACCACAUCCUGUACACAGGCAGCACAGGGGUGGGGAAGAUCGUCAUGACGGCCGCUGCCAAGCACCUGACCCCUGUCACACUGGAGCUGGGAGGGAAGAGUCCCUGCUACGUGGACAAGAACUGCGACCUGGAUGUGGCUUGCCGACGCAUCGCCUGGGGGAAAUACAUGAACAGCGGCCAGACCUGUGUGGCUCCUGACUACAUCCUCUGUGACCCCUCAAUCCAGAACCAAAUCGUGGAGAAGCUCAAGAAGUCACUGAAAGAGUUCUAUGGGGAAGAUGCCAAGAAAUCCCGGGACUAUGGAAGAAUCAUUAGUGCCCGGCACUUCCAGAGGGUGAUGGGCCUGAUUGAGGGCCAGAAGGUGGCUUACGGGGGCACCGGGGAUGCGGCCUCCCGCUACAUAGCGCCCACCAUCCUCACGGACGUGGACCCCCAGUCCCCAGUGAUGCAAGAGGAGAUCUUCGGGCCUGUGAUGCCCAUUGUGUGCGUGCGCAGCCUAGAGGACGCCAUCCAGUUCAUCAACCAGCGUGAGAAGCCCCUGGCCCUCUACGUGUUCUCCAGCAAUGACAAGGUGAUUAAGAAGAUGAUUGCAGAGACAUCCAGCGGCGGGGUGACGGCCAAUGAUGUCAUUGUCCACAUCACCUUGCACUCUCUGCCCUUUGGGGGCGUGGGGAACAGUGGCAUGGGGUCCUACCACGGCAAGAAGAGUUUUGAGACCUUCUCUCACCGCCGCUCUUGCCUGGUGAGGUCUCUGAUGAAUGAUGAAUCCUUGAAAGUCAGAUACCCCCCAAGCCCAGCCAAGAUGACCCGGCACUGAGGAGGGGCUGCUCCACCUGGCCUGGCCACACUGUGCCCCAUCGGAGUGCGGACCGCCCUUGCUGCCUCUCCUGGCCCUGGGAGAAUCAAUCCUGCAGCCCCAGCCCUGCCCUGGUCCUCUGCUGUCCUGCUAACCUGCGCAUACCCCUCUCCCACGUGGGUCCGGGCCUCACCAUCCCAAGUCCCCACCCCUUGCUAGAUCAAUAAAGAGACCAAUACAAUUUUCUAACUCAGCAAA